AUGUCUAAAGGCCCAUUUUCAGCCAACACCAAGACCAACCCCAAGGAGUAUUGCCAAGCCAUAACAACAAGAAGUGGAAAGGUGGUAGGUAGUGAUGUUGGGGUAAGUGAGAAAAAUGAAAAGAAAGAAAAUGUUGAAUUGAGGGGGGUUGAGGAAGAGAUUGAGAAGAAUGAGGAAGGAAGCAAUAAAAAUGAGGGUGUAGAUAACUUACCUUACCCUCAUGCCCCAUCUAAGAAAGAGAAGGAAAGACAAUUUGCAAGGUUUCUGGACAUCAUCAAGAAGCUCCAGAUAAAUAUUUCCUUCACUGAAGCCAUGGAACAAAUGCCUACUUAUGCUCGGUUCAUGAAGGAUCUCUUGACUAAGAAGAGAAGAAUACUUGAAGAAGAAACUGUGGAGCUUGAGGCUGGGUGUAGUGCCAUCAUACAAAAAUCUUUGCCUCAAAAAUCCAGAGAUCCGGGUAGUUUUACUCUCCCCGUGUCUAUUGGAAAUCUUUCAGUAGGUAAGGCACUAUUAGAUCUUUGA
Messenger RNA from Cajanus cajan (pigeon pea), 522 nucleotides. The record is from RefSeq and is a predicted model, not a curated record. Lineage: Eukaryota; Viridiplantae; Streptophyta; Magnoliopsida; Fabales; Fabaceae.